CCUGGUGAACACGGGCACCCACUCGCCUCACUCUCCUUGUUAAGAGCCAGGCCCACGGACUUAUCUGGGCUGCUUGGUGCAAUGGGACUACCUGUCGUUGCAGCGUUGCUGAGUCGACAGAGCUGCUCGCUGAUUGGCUAGCAUUUCUUCCGGAGGAAAGGGUGGAAGUCUUUGAGCCGGGGACCGGGCCGCUGUGUAAAACUGAGGCCCUGAUUUCUCUCGUUUAAAUAUGGAAAGACGUUAGCACAUUUCCAAUUCAAAGGCACAAUUACUAAACCAAGAGAACUUUGAAAAAUAAUUACUAAUUUUUACUAAUAAACACCUUCCAAGAUGAGUGAGGAAGAAUUGCUGCCAGAGUCAGCAGCAAUAUCUGAAUAUCGAAUGGUCUCCUUGUUUGAGAAGAAAAAGGAACCUCAAUUUUAUAAAGAGGUACUUCCACCACUGCCAACCAGGUGGUCAGGAGAGAACCCAGAGUCCAUCAAACAACAGCCCCACAUAAUCAGCCAGGAGACUGUGACCCGUCAGACCAGGAAUAGCAAACAACAAGCUGAGGAAAAGAAAAAUAAGAAACUCAAGCACGAAUACUAUAUGCAGCAGUUCCAUACAAAAUCUUAUGCUGUCCUUCUAAGCAUUUCAAAAGUAGAUAAAAAACCAAGAACUAUCAACCCACAGGAGGAACCCUUGAAGUGGCAGAGGUUGAAGCAUCUUGUAAAGAGUUUAAAUUCUGCUGUUCUGCUUGAGAGAAAAGAAGCUGCCAAGGCUCUGCAGUGUCUUCAAUGCUCCAAUGAGGAAGUUGUUUCUGGUCUUUAUACCACAUUACAGACGGAUGAGGAUUCUGUGGUGAGAUAUGAAGCUGCCAAGGCUCUGGUCACACUGGGUUACUGGGAGGAGGAGGUGGUGCUGAAGUUAAUUCAAGUUAUGAAUGAGUCUACGCAAAAGCUUCUGGAAGACAUAAUUAUAACUUUGAGGAAGUCACUGCAGGAUUGGGCAAUUAGACCCAGCCACCAGAGGCCCGAGAUCAAAGCUAAAGAAAAGUUGAUUUUCCUAUUAAGAUCAUUCAUAACAGUUCUACGCUCCAAAGACAUGAUUCCUGUUGAGGCUGUGGCCUGCCUGUGUUACCUCAACAGAAAUGACGAAGAAGCCAUUGACUAUCUAAUAAGCUACCUUCAUGAUGGCAACUCCUACCAGAAGAAUCAGGCUCUGGAAGUGGUGGUGAGAUACCUCGGGAUACAUGAACCAUUCUCAAUCCAAGCUCUUCUGGAGCAGUUCCGAACUUCCUCUGUCUACAAGCACCGGUUGAAGGCAUUGGAUUUAUUAGCCAAUGUUGGACCAUCGCACAUCACAAAGACCGGCCUGCAUCAGACUGUGCUUGAGGCACUGAAGGAAAAACUGUGGGACGACCCAGUUCUGGCUGUGUGUCAACGGGCGGCCCUGGUUGUGAAUUUGCUGAAUAUGAAGAGGACAGUGUGGAAGGAGGUGGAACAACAGCUGAAAGAUAAUGAUGCAGAACUCAGAGGCAGGGCAGUCAUGUCACUGAGUGUCCUUGGACUACCUAACAACAAAGUGCUCCACUUGCUGCUUGAGAUGGUGGAGAUAGACUUGAGUCAGUAUGUGCGAUUCCAGAUAAUACGGACCUUUGCUCGACUGCAUCUGGAUGACGUGAGUGUGAAGCGUAGUUUGUUGAAUCGACAGCUUGGAGAGGGACCACUGGCCAGAGAGGCCCAUAAAGCAAUGAGGAGCCUUGAACAGACAUCCAAUUAUCAGACAGCAGCUUUUCUACCCCACCACAUCAACCAGGAGAAAUACAUUGGCACCCAGAAGACAGUACACAGGCAUCCCGAGGACAUUACCCUGGCUCCCUGAGACAUUUCACUGGCAUCCCGAGGACACUAUCCUGAGGCAUUGAACACUACAUUGAUGUCCCAAAACAUUAUACUUACAGUGCAAAACACAAUGAGGUGAAACACUAGCACCCUAGGGCAAUAUGCUAGCACCACUGAAGCACUAAACUGGCAAUCUGAAACAAUGCACUACCCUGGCACCCUGAGACACUACACUGGUGCCCCAAAACAUUGUACUUGCAGUUCAAGAUAAUACACUGACAAACUGCAACACUAUACUGGUUCAUUGGCCCGGAGACACUAAACUGGCACUCCUCCACGAUGCACUGGCACCCUGAGACACUACGUUGGUGCCACAAGGCUUUGUACUUACACUCCGAGAAACUACAAUGGCACCCUGAGAAAAUGCACAUGCACCCUGAGAUGAUACAUGGGUACACUUAGGCAUUACACUGCCACUCCAAGGUGUUAUUUUGGGACUGCUACUUUGCAUUUACAAACAGUUCACAUUUGAGUUGGCUUGCCUCAGUCUGUUUGACCUCAGAACAAGACAAACCUGAAGCUUACAGCAUUGAUAUUAAAACAGAAUAGGUGCUCUUUCUGACUGUAGUAACAUCCUGACUAACAUCUCUCAAUUGUCUUACACUUUUUGAACACUUGUGGAUACACACAGAUACAUCAGAUCCAUUCAGACUCAUAUCUGGCUUUCGGGAUUCCACCCACAAAUUUGGGGAGGUAUUCUAGUGAAAUACUGAUAAUGCUUUGUUCAAGACUGUUUCAUUUUCCCCUCUUAUUUCCACAAUGCAUUCAGACGAGGAACGUGACUAAGUGAGUAGGGACUCACUUUGGGGGUAAUUCACUUUGGACCUAAGAAAGAUAGGUGAGAUGACAGUGUUUUCUGAAUGGUGGAAGAGCAGAGAGGGAUUGAAGUACAGGAAUCAUUAAAAGCAAAUGGACAGGAGCAUAAAUUAUUAAAAGGGCAAAUAGAAUGUUGACUUUUAUUUCUAAGAAGCAGGGAUACAAUGAGGGUGGAGGAACGUUACAGCUAUAUAAAGCUCUGAUGAAACCUAUUUACAGUACAGUAUUCAGUUCUGCACACUACACCAUAUUGGUCUUGGAGUGCAGUUUCACCAGGAUGAAAUCAGGCCCAAAAAGUGUUAAAUUAUGAAGACAGUUUAAAUAUAGGCAAUAAGGGGUAAUUUAAUUGAGGCGUUUAAACAGAUUUAAGGAUUCUAUAGGUUAGAUAGAAACACUUUCUUCUGAUGGAGGAAUUCAGAACAAGGGAACAGAACCUUAAAUUAGAACCAGGCUGUUCAAGGGUGAUGUGAGGAAGCACUUCAUCACACAAAGGGUAGUGGAAAUUUGGAAUUCUCUUUCCCCUAAAAGCUGUUGAGGUUGAAGGUCAAUUGAAUAUGCUGAAACUGAAACUGGCUGAUUGUUGUUAGGCAAAGAUGUUAAGGGUUAUGGAACUGAGACAGGCUAGAUGAGUUGGGAUACAGAUCAGCCAACUGAGUGGUGGAACAGUAUUGAGGAACUGAAUGGCGUCUUCCUGUUCCUAUUCUGCUAUAUUAUAAUUGUAACCUUUAGCUGUUGCCUGUUCAGUGGGAAAAUAUGUCAAUUUAGAUGCAGUGAUCACUAAACUGUUCAAUUCUGAUUGAUCUUAAAGCAAUGGUCAGUUUAUAUAUCAAACCUCAUUAAAGACAUUCCUGUACAAA
Molecule: messenger RNA, 3556 nt
Organism: Carcharodon carcharias (great white shark)
Lineage: Eukaryota; Metazoa; Chordata; Chondrichthyes; Lamniformes; Lamnidae
Product: protein HEATR9-like
Exons: 16
Coding region: 331-1863 (510 amino acids)
Source: RefSeq, a predicted model, not a curated record